This is a messenger RNA of Leptinotarsa decemlineata (Colorado potato beetle), 2138 nucleotides long. RefSeq names its product protein SERAC1. The record is from RefSeq and is a predicted model, not a curated record. NCBI's taxonomy places the organism in Eukaryota, Metazoa, Arthropoda, Insecta, Coleoptera, Chrysomelidae.
GUUAGAUAUGCUGUCAAAUGUGUCAGGGGAAAUUUAAAAAAUUGUAAAUAAUAAUGCGAUAUCCAAACAAUCCAAAUUUAUUGAAGUAUAUAAGUUUGUCAAUAGUUGGAACUAGUGCAGGAUGGGUUCUUUACCAAGUGAAGAAAACUCGAGAAAUAUUAGAAACUGCAGUAGACACUUCAGUAUUGAAUUUGAAACCUGUUAUACCCGAAGAAGGGAGUAUGCCCGAGGAGUUCGUUGAUCUGCAAUCCUUUUAUCCCUACAACAAAUCCAACAUUUUCAAAAAUACUUGGGAUUCCCUGAAAUUUGCAUACGCCAGGAGAUUGGUCAGACUAGCCAGUAGCAAAGACAAAACUGACAGAGUAAAAGCUGUCAGACAUCUAGUUAAAAUAAGGAAUCUGAACCAGUGGCACUACUCUCUGCUUGCCAAUAUGAUUGAUUCCAAAACUGCUAUAGGACUAGCGAGAUCCGAUGAUGUUGAUAAACGCUUGCUACUUGAACCGCCGUUGAGAUACCACAACUACAACAGAACUAUGUUGAUAAGUGCUAUGAGGGAGUUUCUGAUCAACCUGCACGAAACUUCGCAGCAUCCCUGUCUGGGGUUCUUUUUGUCAAAGGUGUUUGUUUAUGAACAUGACAAUUCCCACAUAGUGGACAAUGACUCCUCUGCUCUCGAGUUGAGCAAAUUCAUCCAAUCAGAAAGCGACGUCCUGCCGAAAUGUUUAGAGUCUCUUUUGCACCACGCAAGUUUAGAAAAAUACGCCAAAGACAUCGUGAACUUCAAUGGCUUACCGUUGUUGAUGGAAAUUCACCACCGGUAUAAAAACAAUGUGGAUAUCACUAUAAAACUCUGUCAGAUCCUGUCGUUUAUGUCCUUUGACAGGAGUGUCCUGGAACCGAUGCAUAAAUCAGGUUGGAUCGGCAUUUUAUCGGAGUGGAUGAAACAUGCCGAUGUAAGAGUUUCCAUACCGGCAGCAAGAGCUCUAGCGAAUUUAGAUUCAGAUAACGAGCACUUGUACUCCAGGCGACUAUAUUUAUUACAUCCCAUGAGGAGAACCCUCACUGACCAGAAUAUAGAUGUCGUCUUCAUACAUGGAUUACUGGGAGGCGUAUUCUACACGUGGAGGCAAAGAAACAAAAGUCAGAACAUUCUCAGUAUCAUCGGUAAGAAAGAGAAAAAAGAUAGUUUACAGUUGAAUUCCCAGCUUCCGAAAGAUAGCGGCCAGAAAUUCCCGCUGAAAUUCUUCAGGAACAUGAAGGAGAACCCCGAGUCUGAAGAGUUGUGCAAGGACUACGAAAUCGUCUGGGACGAUAUUCCGAUCAACACAAAUUUCGGAGCGGAGGGACCUUACACUUGUCCCGGAUUCACUUACGAAACUAAACAAGACAAAACUGGCUGCUACACGUACUGCUGGCCGAAAGACUGGUUACCAGAAGACUGCCGUAAUAUAAGAGUGAUAGGUAUCAACUAUGAGACAAGCUUAUCAAUGUGGGCAUCGAUUUGCCCCACAGAAAAAGUGAAGUUCACUCUGGAGGAACGUAGCGAUGACCUUCUGAAGAAGUUGCUGGAUGCCGGACUAGGGCAGCGGCCUAUCGUUUGGGUGACGCAUUCUAUGGGGGGUUUAAUCGUUAAAAAUAUCUUAUCCAAAGCGUUCGAUUGUGAUAAUCUUGCCGUAAAAAAUGUUUGUUUGAAUACCAGGGGUAUAGUAUUCUACAGCACCCCCCACAAUGGAUCAAGAUUGGCGAAUUUGAGUCAGGCUACUGCCCUACUGCUCUGGCCAUCGGUAGAAGUUCGUGAACUUCGAGAAAAUUCUCCGCAGCUCAGAAAAAUUCACGAAAAAUUUCUCAAAAUCGUUCAAGCGGUGCCAAUGAAAAUAGUCACAUUCGUUGAAACAAAAUCUACUGUGGUGACAGCUAUGAAGUUGAAUUUUUUAUUAGUGGAACCAAAUUCUGGCAAUCCUGGUGUUGGUGAAUAUUACGAAGUUCCCCAGGAUCAUCUCGGAAUUUGUAAACCUCUAACAAAGUAUUCAUUCCUGUACCAAAAAGUACUUCACAUACUGAAAGACGUACUGAAAGAAAAUGAAACAUGAAAAAAUAUGACUGUAGAUUGAAAUUAAAUCUUUUUUGUUUACUUUGUA